UGAGAAUGGAAAUGGAUUAGUUUUUUUUAUUACCCACUUGUUUCUUUGGGUUUUGUUUGUUUUUUUGGUUUCAUGAUUGAGUUUUCUUUUUUUAAAUUUGGGACUUUCCACAAGUACAAGAAACAGACAAAGUUUUCCAUUGAAAAGGUGAAUCUGAUAAUAGGAGGAGUGUGAAUGAUAGCUUAAAUUAUACAGACAAGUGCACAUGCCUUCCAUUAUUCUUUUCUUCAUACUUUCUCAUAUUCAUUUUAUUCGAGGCUUCUUUUGUCUUUAUCUUGGAUUUCUUCUUCUUUGGGUCCUUUCAGUGUGUGAUCCAAUGGAAAUGAACAAAUGAGGGUCUGCCCAUGCCAGCUGCCACUCUUGAUGUGUUAGCUUUGUGGUGAAUUCAAGUUUGUUUCUUGGUUUUUCUUUGAGAAUUUAAUGGGUGAAUCCAUAACAGUUGAGGCUUCAAGUGAAGAAGUUAAGAUAUGAGUUGUCAUUCUGUUUGUAGCUUGAGAAUAUGAUUACAACUUUUGUUGGUUUUAAAUGUGAUGUAAAUAGAUCAAGGGAAUGGUUUCUUCAAAUCCAGAGCUUGAAGUGUCAGUCUCGUUUGGUAGAUUUGAGAAUGAUUCACUUUCAUGGGAGAAAUGGUCAACUUUCUCCCCAAACAAGUACUUGGAAGAGGUUGAGAAGUGUGCAACUCCUGGAUCAGUUGCUCAGAAAAAGGCUUUCUUUGAAGAACAUUACAAGAAGAUUGCUGCUAGAAAAGCUGAGCUACUGGCUCAAGACAAGCCUAUGGAAACUUCAUCCCACUAUCACAAUGCUGGAGAUCUGGUUCAUCAAUGCUCUGAUGAAGGGUAUAAGCAAGAAACUAACUUGGUGAAUGAGGAGGAGCCUCAAAUUGCAACACCAUGUCAAAAUUCAUGGGUUGAGGAAUUGAAACAGAAAAUAGAUAGCACAGUACAAAGUGAAGAGAAACAGGAAAUAAUGGGUAGCAUAGUGGAAAGUCCUGGGUUAAACAAACCAGAAGAAACUGCUGCAGAAGAAGAAAUGGAAACUCUUUCAAAGGGGUCUCAAGAUGUGAAGGAGUUAUCACAGAGAUCAGAGAAUGUCAUAGAAAACACUCCAAAGAUCAAAGAUAAAAACUUAAAAUUGGGUCAAUCUGCAAAAUCUCAUAAGAUCACGGCGGUGAAUAAGGAGAGGAAUGAUUCGAGGAUAAAGAAGAAACCUGCCUCCCCUGUGACUAAAACACCACAAGUUUCUACAUCUAGAACAUCAAAUCAAACACUAACACCUACUACAUCAUCUGCUUCGAGAACACGUUCAAAAACUGGAACUACAUUAUCUUAUUCUUCACCCAAGACCAAGAAUCCAUCUGUGGAGCAAAGCAAGAAAUUGGCUCCUAGAUCCUUGCACAUGUCCAUUAGUUUAGGUCCCUCGAGUUCUGGCCCAUCUCCCCUUACUGCAACAAGGAAAUCUUUAAUUAUGGAGAAAAUGGGAGAUAAGGACAUCGUCAAGCGAGCAUUUAAAACAUUUCAGAGUAAUUACAAUCAAUUGAAACCUUCCAGUCAGGAACAAUCUCCAGCAGCAAAGCCGGUGCCUACAAAGGGGAGAGAAUCAAGGCUUUCCACUUUGAUGACUCCGCAAAAGGAGAACGGAGGGUCUUCUAAAGUUAGUAGUAUGGAGAAAAAGAAUGCUAAGGCUGCUCCAUCUUAUUCUGGCUUGAAAACUGAUGAAAGACCUGAGAGAAGAAAGGAGCUCUCCAAGAAACUGGAAGGAAAAUCCAAUGGAAGGGAAGGCGAAAGGAAAAAUCUCCAGACAAAAUCAAAGGAUAACAGAGAUGCAGAGAUCAAAAAAUUAAGGCAGAGCCUUAAUUUUAAAGCUACACCACUGCCUGGUUUUUAUCAUGGACAGAGAACAUCAAAAAGUCCUCUCGAUAAGAUAGGUUCCAAGAGUGACAUCCAUUGGCAACCUGGCUUCCUCGGGUAAAUGAAUUGGGCUUCAUCUACAACUAGUGGGAGGACAUAUCAAGAAUUUUUAAAAAAUGAAAAACAGUAGGAAAAGACGGAAGCAUAAGAAGUACACCAGCUUUGGAGGCUAACUACAUUGCUGGGCAAAAAGAAAAGGUCUAUCUGAAUUCUGAAGGCAUGUUUUUCAUUGAGGACACAUGCCAUGAUAUUACUGGCUUUAUCAGUUACCCCAUAUAGCAUCUGUCCUUGAUGAGUCACAUGCCGUUUAUCUGAAUACGUCAAUCUUGUCAUCAAGUUGCUACGUUCGUGUAGGAGAUAUAGAACAGUUUGAGGCUUUUCCGGUUUCAGUGAACUGUUACUUCCGUUGUCAUAUAGUAGUAGAAAAGCGAGUUGUAGUAUGUAUAAAUGUGGAUAAAAAGAACACCACGGAAUGCGUGUUUAUGUACCGAAUCCUGCUCGACAAUUGAGUUUGAAUCAAUUUCAAGUUCCCAGCCUUCAAACUGUA
Molecule: messenger RNA, 2454 nt
Organism: Gossypium raimondii (Peruvian cotton)
Lineage: Eukaryota; Viridiplantae; Streptophyta; Magnoliopsida; Malvales; Malvaceae
Product: protein WVD2-like 7
Exons: 8
Coding region: 550-1968 (472 amino acids)
Source: RefSeq, a predicted model, not a curated record